AUUGGGAAUAUACAGAAUUUAACGAGCUCGAAGUGGUGGGCAGAGAAAGGAGAGCGCACGAACCGCUAAGCAACUUCAGUUUUUAACGGAUUUAAAACACAUAUAAACGAGGAAUUGAACCGGUUAACUAAAGUGAAUUGAUCCAACACGCGAAUUGGAAAGGACAAAAUAUUUCAAGAAUUUCCUACUACACAGAAUAUGACAGACACCUAGCUCACAGCAAAGGCAUGGCGACAGCUUACCUGGACCCCAACCUCAACCACGCCCUGGCUGGGGGGGCCAAGUCGCGCCUCAGUGCGGGCACAGCCACGGAGCGGGCUCCCGGGGCCCCUGACAGGGUCCUGAAGGUCUUCCAUCACUUCGAGAGCAAUAGCGAGCAUAGCACAUGGGCCAGCAACAUCCGCCAUGGGGACGCCACCGAUGUCAGGGGGAUCAUCCAGAAGAUCUUGGACAUUCACAAGGUGAAAUGCGUGGCGUGCUUUGGCCUGCGGCUCAGCCACUCCCAGUCCGGCCAGGUCCACUGGCUCCACCCUGAUAUGGGCGUGUCCCACGUGAGGGAGAAAUACGAGCAGACCCGCUCCCAGGAGGAGUGGAGGUAUGAACUGCGUAUUCGCUACCUUCCAAAAGGAUUCCUGCACCACUUCAGUGAAGAUAAACCCACACUCAACUACUUCUACCAGCAGGUGAAAAAUGACUACAUGGUAGAGAUAGCCGACCAGGUCGAGCAAGACAUUGCACUUAAGUUGGGAUGCCUUGAAAUCAGGAGAUUCUUCCGGGAGAUGCGGGGAAAUGCCCUGGACAAGAAAUCAAACUAUGAACUAUUAGAAAAAGAUGUGGGCUUAAGAAGAUUCUUCCCCAAGAGUUUACUGGAUUCAGUCAAGGCCAAAACCCUGCGGAAGCUGAUUCAGCAGACGUUCAAACAGUUUGCCAACAUGAAUGAUGACCAGAGCAUCCUCAAGUUCCUGGAGAUUCUGGCGCCCGUCUACAGAUAUGAUAAGGAGUGUUUUAAAUGUGCUCUCGGGUUGAGCUGGGUCAUCCAAGUAGAGCUAGCCAUUGGACCUGAGGAGGGCAUUAGCUACCUUACAGACAAGGGUUUGACUCCAACACACCUGGCCAACUUCACCCAGGUGCAGACCAUUGGAUACUCCGUCAUGGAGGACAAGGAGAGGAAGGGCAUGCUGCAGCUCAACGUGGCCGGUGCUGCUGAGCCUCUCACAGUGACCACGCCGUCACUCACCACAGCUGAAAACAUGGCCGACCUCAUAGACGGCUACUGUCGCCUGGUAAACGGAGUCACCCAGUCCUUCAUCAUACGGCCGCAGAAAGAGGGAGAGAGAGCACUGCCUUCAAUCCCCAAGGUGCCCAACAAUGAGAAGAGGAUAGUAGAGGGGGUGGUCCGGAGCGCCGGGGUGCGUGCCAUCUCUGUCUCAGAGACGGAUGACUAUGCUGAGAUUAUAGACGAAGACGAUACCUACACCAUGCCCUCAACAGUGAGCUAUGGAGUAGAUGAAGCCAGGGACUAUGAGAUCCAGAGAGACAGGAUAGAGCUGGGACGCUGCAUCGGUGAGGGACAGUUUGGAGACGUCCACCAGGGAGUGUACAACAGCCCGGAGAAUCCCACUCUAAACGUGGCCAUUAAAACAUGCAAGAACUGCACGUCGGACAGCGUGCGCGAGAAGUUCCUUCAGGAAGCACUGACCAUGCGUCAGUUCGACCACCCCCACAUAGUGAAGCUGAUUGGUGUGAUCACAGAAAACCCAGUGUGGAUCAUCAUGGAGCUGUGCACGAUGGGAGAGUUGAGGUCAUUUUUACAAGUAAGGAAGUACAACCUGGACCUAUCAACGUUGAUCCUGUUCUCCCACCAGCUCAGCACAGCUUUGGCCUACCUGGAGAGCAAACGCUUUGUCCAUAGGGACAUUGCUGCCAGGAACGUGCUAGUGUCUUCCACAGACUGUGUGAUGCUGGGAGACUUUGGCCUCUCCCGCUACAUGGAAGAUUCCUCCUACUACAAAGCUUCCAAAGGGAAACUGCCAAUCAAAUGGAUGGCUCCAGAGUCCAUCAACUUCAGACGCUUUACCUCAGCCAGCGACGUGUGGAUGUUUGGUGUGUGUAUGUGGGAGAUCCUCAUGUACGGUAUCAAGCCCUUCCAGGGGGUAAAGAACAAUGAUGUCAUCGGGCGGAUAGAGAACGGAGAGCGUCUGGCCAUGCCCCACAACUGUCCCCCCACCCUGUACAGCCUGAUGACCAAGUGCUGGGCCUACGACCCCAGCAAGAGACCCCGCUUCACAGAGCUCAAAACCCAGCUCAGUACUAUCCUAGAGGAGGAGAAGGCCCAGCAGGAGGAGAGACUAAGGAUGGAGAUGAGACGUCAGGUCACUGUGUCCUGGGACUCAGGGGGCUCAGACGAGGCCCCCCCUAAACCUAGCAGACCUGGUUACCCCAGCCCUCGGUCUAGUGAAGGAUUCUACCCCAGCCCUCAGCACGCUGGGCAGCUCAACCAUUACCAGGUUGGGUACCCUGGCCCCCAUGGCAUGCCCGCUAUGCCCAGUGGCGGGUACCCUCCCCAGGCCGGUGUCCUGGACCCCCAUGAGACCUGGAACCACCACCGGCCAGGGGACGUCCCCAUGUGGUCCCCCAACAUGGAGGAUGGAGGUGUGUUGGACUUGCAUGGUUUGGGCCAGGUGCUGCCCCCCCACCUGAUGGAGGAGAGGCUGAUGAUGCAGCAGCAGCAGAUGGAGGAGGACCAGCGCUGGUUGGAGCAGGAGGAGUGCUUCCUGAAGCCAGAAUCCAGGAACUCGCGGGGCAGCAUUGACCGGGAGGACUGCAGUCUCCAGGGGCCGACGGGAAACCAACACAUAUACCAACCAGUGGGACUGGGGAAACCAGAGCAUGUGGCCCCUCCUAAGAAGCCUCCUCGUCCUGGAGCCCCCAGCCACCUGGGCAGUCUGGCCAGCCUCAACCCUGUAGACAGCUACAACGAGGGGCUCAAGCCCUGGAGGAUCCAGCCUCAGGAGAUCAGCCCUCCCCCCACGGCCAACUUGGACCGCUCCAACGACAAGGUGUAUGAGAACGUGACGGGCCUGGUCAAGGCUGUUAUAGAGAUGUCCAGUAAGAUCCAGCCAGCCCCUCCAGAGGAGUACGUCCCUAUGGUCAAGGAGGUGGGACUAGCUUUGAGAACCCUAUUGGCCACAGUGGACGAGACCAUACCAGUGUUACCAGCAAGCACACACAGAGAGAUUGAGAUGGCCCAGAAGCUCUUGAACUCUGACCUGGCCGAGCUGAUCAACAAGAUGAAGCUGGCCCAGCAGUAUGUCCUCACCAGCUUGCAGCAGGACUACAAGAAACAAAUGCUGACUGCCGCACAUGCCCUGGCUGUGGAUGCCAAGAACCUGCUGGACGUCAUCGACCAGGCCCGGCUCAAGAUGAUCCAUGCCCAGUCCCGGGGGUCACACUAGCCACCUCCGGUACCUAGCUCCCUGGGCAUGGAAGACCUCUAAGGGGAGGGAUAUAACAGAGGGAAGCGAGUCUGCUGUGGAAAUAGAGCUGGUUGGUUUCAGCUCCCAUAGCAAUCUGCACAGACUGCACAAUGUCACAAGUCAAGACUGCUCAGCUCACACCUCGAUCAGAGCUCCUGAUACUACAGGACAGAGACCGAAGUGGACACUCGACCUGAUCGUACCCUUCCACCCCCUUCCUAAAAACUUUUUAUAGACUUGUGUUUUGUCUGUCGCUGCACUCCAGGAUCCCUGGAUGGUUGGAGAUCAGUUACAUACAAACUCUUGUUUUAUUAGAUUUGGCUGCGUCUCGUUUGUGCUGAUAGUUUUUUUUUAUCCAGAGGUGAAGUUCAGCUCACGUCAGACGUCUUCUUCCAGGUGGCUAAUAAUUCUAAUUAUCACAGAUGAGGAAAUAGAUUAUAUUCUAACUGGAACAUCUGAUCCAUUGAAGAACUACAAGCUAUAAAUGGUAAUGAUUAACAUUGUGUUUCUGAGAGAUUUCAAUGUUAAAACACUUACCUUCCCUACAGUAUCACAGCAUAUAAUGCUCAUCCCAACACUCCACUAGAAUUAUAUAUUUUGGAAGCUCAUUUUUUCAUCCUCUUACAGACUCAGGCACCUCUCGACACAGCAAAAAAUAAAUUGUUUUUUCAAACAUGUCACAUGCCACUUUUUAAGUUAACUAAUAGUAAAUAUACAAAUAUAUUUUUCAGCAUUUCUGGGAUUGAAAUGUUAUAAGGGGGAGGCACAUUUAAGUUCCACAGUGAAGAUGAACUAUCACGUGCCAAAUGAUUUGAAUCAUCCAAUAGUUUGGCAGUUAUACAGUCCCAUUGCUAGCCAUUCCCUUAUCACUGUUUUUGUAUAUUUAAACCAGGUGCUCUAUUCAAUCUUGAUCAAUAAAGCGUUAGAUUGCACAAUAGAAAUGUAUUUUCAGAUUGAGCCGACUAUAACAUGUAAUUUAGCAGAUGCUCUUAUCCAGAGUGACUUGCUACCUGCCGCCCCAGUAAUGCUGAACUUCCACGAUAUGGAUUGAAUAGAGCCCCAAGUGAAACCUUUCUGCUUCUUUGGUUAAGCCCCAUUGCCUGGGUCAUAUUCAUUAGGGCACACUGUAGCAAAACAUUUUGCAAUGGAAAAUAAGCAUCACUUAUUGGACAACUUCAGGUAGUCCUUACUUGUUCAAUUUUUGUUUGGUGCCUAAUGAAUGACCCUGGUUUACAGAUUCUGGCUCUCCAGACCGUUAGACCUUAAUGUCCCUAUCAUGUGUACAAUCUCAAACCGCUUGUUUUGGGUGUAACUUAUUCUCAGGAAGAAUAACCUGUACAGUUCCUUAAACUAAUAAAAUGUAGCGUUCUUUGUCUUCA
Salvelinus namaycush (lake trout) is the source of this 4855-nucleotide messenger RNA. RefSeq names its product protein tyrosine kinase 2aa (gene ptk2aa). The transcript has 34 exons. Lineage: Eukaryota; Metazoa; Chordata; Actinopteri; Salmoniformes; Salmonidae. Gene Ontology annotation, biological process: protein phosphorylation; signal complex assembly. Gene Ontology annotation, cellular component: cytoskeleton; focal adhesion. The record is from RefSeq and is a predicted model, not a curated record. Gene Ontology annotation, molecular function: ATP binding; protein tyrosine kinase activity. Bases 228 to 3455 code for a protein of 1075 amino acids.